AUGGUUGUCCGACUUCGGGAAAACAAAGCUUUGAGGCUUAAAGACGAUUACAUUAUUUCGCCGACCCUUUCGUCGACUCUGAACUCAUUCCUCCAGAAGAGCGACGAGAAUAAGAUUUCGUGGAAAUAUUUCAACGAAAAAGAGUAUAUAUCGAAAGCAACGGUUUCCCCGUUAGGCGAUGUUUACGCCAAGAAUAAGUUCAAUCAGUUGGCCAGCGAUCGAUUGGCCAGCAAUCGGAUCAUUCCCGAUACGCGCGCCUAUAGCUGUAUGUCCAAAGAGUACGACCAACUGUUCCCGACCAGUGUUAUCAUCACUUUUCACAACGAGGCGCGAUCCACACUUCUUCGCACUAUUGUCUCCGUUCUCAACAGAAGUCCAGAACAUCUCAUCAAAGAAAUCAUUUUAGUCGACGAUUUCAGUGAUAACGCUUCCGAUGGCGAAGAACUCUCCAAAAUACAAAAGGUUCGCACCAUUCGCAACAAUAAGAGGGAGGGUUUGAUGAGAUCGCGGGUUACCGGCGCUGACGCAGCCGUCGGACCGAUACUAACAUUCCUCGACAGUCACUGCGAGUGUAACACCGGUUGGUUGGAACCAUUGCUCGCACGGGUUGGCCACAACCCAUAUCUAGUCGUUUCUCCAGUGAUUGAUGUCUUAAAUAUGGAUAACUUUAGAUACAUCGCCGCCUCUGCAGACUUGAGGGGCGGUUUUGACUGGAAUUUAGUAUUUAAGUGGGAAUAUCUUCCAACCGAAGUGAGAAAACAACGUUCAGAUCCUAUUUCGCCCAUUAAGACACCGAUGAUUGCGGGCGGACUCUUCUCUGUCAAUAAGACAACAUUUGAUACUUUAGGCAAAUACGACACCAAAAUGGAUAUAUGGGGUGGCGAAAAUUUAGAAAUUUCUUUCCGUAUUUGGCUCUGCGGUGGAGAACUGGAAAUCAUUCCGUGUAGUCGUGUCGGCCAUGUGUUCAGAAAACAGCACCCGUAUGUGUUUCCCGGCGGCAGUGGAACUGUUUUUGCAAGAAAUACACGGAGAGCGGCGGAGGUCUGGAUGGAUGACUACAAGAAGUUUUACUACGAUUCAUAUCCGGCCGCGAAGUUCAUUGAUUUCGGCGACAUUUCCGAGCGCUUGAAACUGAAAGAAGAUCUUCACUGCAAACCAUUUAAAUGGUUUUUAGAUAACGUUUAUCCGGAACUCGUGGUUCCCGGAGAACCCAACCCUAAGGGCCAAUUGGUUCAGUCGGACCAAUGUUUGGACACUUUGGGACACAACGCUCGCCAAAGUAUAGGACUGUACGGAUGUCACGGACAGGGGGCCAACCAAGAGUGGUCUAUUAACAAAGAGGGCGCUAUUAUUCACCAAAAUCUGUGCAUUACUAUAAUGAGUCCGUCGGCUAACGCUUCUGUUUUGCUAUUUUACUGCAAUGGAGCCGACAAUCAGAAAUGGAGCCGUGUUUUUGGUCAACACAUCCAGCAUUUGACGCAUAAUUUAUGUCUGGACUCGAAGUUUGUGUCCGAAAUGGGAAUAACUGCCGAUCACUGCGAUUCCACAUCAAAGACCCAGAUGUGGGAAUUCAGAACUUGAUAACAAUGAUAGUAUUAAUACCCUUCAGUCGAGCA
Medioppia subpectinata is the source of this 1616-nucleotide messenger RNA. NCBI's taxonomy places the organism in Eukaryota, Metazoa, Arthropoda, Arachnida, Sarcoptiformes, Oppiidae. The record is from the annotation of a GenBank genome assembly.